AUGCUGUUGACAAAAUUGGAUGGGGAAUCAAUGCGACUUGCCAUGACUGCGCCAAUCAUGGAUUGGAAGUCUCGGCUCACCCACCAAGCUCUUCCAGACCAGUUACUGGCUGCUUUAACGACAACCGGAGUGGAACCUGGCCACAUUGACCCCAGUCGUAUCACUCGGUUUCGCCAACAAUUCCGCCAUCCGGGCCUAAUCGGCUUGGCUUAUAUGCACAAAUCGCCAAACCUUGCCGUUGAGCUACGUUCUUGCUAUGCUAUUUGCUACCACUAA
This is a messenger RNA of Rodentolepis nana, 276 nucleotides long. Lineage: Eukaryota; Metazoa; Platyhelminthes; Cestoda; Cyclophyllidea; Hymenolepididae. The record is from the annotation of a GenBank genome assembly.